Messenger RNA from Aspergillus thermomutatus, 1623 nucleotides. RefSeq names its product GNAT family N-acetyltransferase. The coding region runs from base 1 to 1623 and encodes 540 amino acids. The record is from RefSeq and is a predicted model, not a curated record. Lineage: Eukaryota; Fungi; Ascomycota; Eurotiomycetes; Eurotiales; Aspergillaceae. The transcript has a single exon. Gene Ontology annotation, molecular function: acyltransferase activity, transferring groups other than amino-acyl groups.
AUGACGCAGCAAAUACCGAGACAGAAGCCCAACGAAACACCAAACAGACCUGCUGCGGUGAAAAAUCACGUUCCUGAGGACGAUGAUGGCCCCCAAAUCGAAACCCCGUCCAGCGUGCAAAAGAUCGCAAAAAAGGCUCCAUCUAAAGAGGCACUGGAUGAGUUGAAGCGCCUUCAGGAAGAGAUUGUUUUGCAAGCCCAUCUCAAUCGCUACAGAGACCCUGAAAACGACACAGCAAAUCCAGAGAGCCUUGCGAAAUGCAGGGAUGGGCCAGGGACCGAUCCAAGAUCAGCUGUCUACGAGAGCAUCGCAAGGUGUAGGCUUGCAGCCAAUCCAAAUGAAACUUCUUCGGAACCAAGGUCUCUCCCAGAGGAUGAGUUUGAAGGCGACGUUGAUGAUAGAUACUUUGUCGAUGACAUCAGGUAUCGCGUCCAGAAAUUUUUCGCUGCGAGAUUUGACGCUCAGCGUGAAGCUUAUCAUAAUAGCGUGUCCGUGUAUCCGGCCAUCGUUGACGGCCAGAUCUUUCUUUCACGCUACCCGAGUCCGGAGCAUGAUAGUCUUCAGACGCAGAAGAGAAUUCCAUCGAACGAUGAGCCCCAGGCUGGUAAUCAGGAUGAUGGUCAUACACCAGAGCACCGCUCUAGGGUUAAGUGGGAGGAUAGGUGGGAAAUGCGUGCUUUUUCUACCCAUGAAGGCUUUCUUGAUUGGUUUCGUUAUUGGCUAGAGAUGGAGACAGACGAUAACUGCAACCUUGACAUCUACCACCAAGCCUUUUUUGACGGAACUGCGCAUACGGAUGGGAUCAGGUCUUUGUUCAUUGUUGACUUGGGAGACGUCCCAACUCGUUUGGACAUGACUGAUGAAGCGACACGUCUCCAUCAUCAUGAAACUGCUGAAGGCUACUGCCACAACCUUGCACUGCAUAUGAAAGCAGCAGAAGAGGAGGCGAGGAUACGCAGAAAACAAGCUCGAGAUGCCUUCAUAGAAGGUCUGAAGGUCUGCUCCCCAAAAGAUCCAAAUAGUCCCAGAGCAAACGUCUAUCUUCGCUGUGUCGAGGAUGGUGAUAUACCAGGACUUCUCAUGAUCCUUAAUUGGUACGGUCAAAGGUCAAACUUGAGUUCGAGCUUAGGAACGCUCGACGAACAAUAUGUGCGCCAACGAAUUGAGGAUAGCAGACGCGCAAGAUUGCCAUUCAUUGUGGCUGCGGAGCGCAGACGGGGACCAUCCGACGAUGACACUCCAGAGAAAAUCCUUGGGUAUGCCUUGGCUACGGAUUCCCUGGGGCCUCAGACCACCGGUCGAUACACAGUGGAGCUAGAAAUUUAUAUCAAGCCUGACCAGAAACGCCGGGGCAUCGGAAAAUGUCUCUUGGACAAGCUCAUCGAAGUAUGCGACGCCACUUAUGUUCCGAAAAGGGGCUUCUUCUACGAUGCCGGCUGUGACGACAAGACUGGCCUUUACCCAGGUGGUUCCCGAACCCUCAAACGUCUCGUCUUCAGCAUCAGCUAUUCGGUCUCUGAGAGAUCCCAGAUCAAGUGGCUCAUUGACUGGCUUAAAAGGGAGUAUCACUUUGAACAGCAAGGCGUGCUCAAGGGAGCUCGAGUCAAAUCCGAGCGAUUGUAA